Macrobrachium nipponense is the source of this 4127-nucleotide messenger RNA. RefSeq names its product major facilitator superfamily domain-containing protein 12-like. The record is from RefSeq and is a predicted model, not a curated record. NCBI's taxonomy places the organism in Eukaryota, Metazoa, Arthropoda, Malacostraca, Decapoda, Palaemonidae. Gene Ontology annotation, molecular function: symporter activity. The coding region runs from base 966 to 2504 and encodes 512 amino acids. Gene Ontology annotation, cellular component: plasma membrane. Gene Ontology annotation, biological process: carbohydrate transport. The transcript has 13 exons.
AGAUUUUCAGGAAGCUGUCAGCGUCGCGUAAGACGAUGUAUAGACUUGAGUCUGAAGAAGCUUUUCCGCCGAUCGGUACCGCUUCCAGGGGGCAGCGGCGAGCAGCUGCUGAGCCUACUAAGGUUUCUUCACGCGAACAGAAAAUGUAUGACGAAUCGAUUGUUGUUCUACGAGCCGUCAGAAUUGGCUGUUAAUCGCACGACUGACGAAGGAAGGAGCAUCUGUGAUCGUCCGCUUGAUGCUGGCAUUUAAAUCAUAACCUAGCCAGGAGAGAGAGAGAGAGAGAGAGAGAGAGAGAGAGAGAGAGAGAGAGAGAGAGAGAGAGUAUGAGAAGAUAGGGCGGCGAUGUUCAAGAAAUGUAAUACGAUAGCUAACCGCGGACACCAGACCUCGCAGUCAUGUGGUAUCGGCCUCCACAGCGACUAGACGUCGGGUCCUCCUCCAAGAUUCAUUUUACCCUGGUCGUUUUCGUAGUUCUCGCUCUAGCGAUCGUUCCUUUUCAAAUCAGCGAAUUCGGCGACGCCAUUCGUCCUGCGUAAUGGUGUUAAUCGCGUGAAUGUGUGCUCUCCGAUACCGUACGACUUUGUGCAGAAAGAUAAUACCUGCUUCCAAAGAAGAAGUCCAGUCUUUUUCUCGUGAUUUUUCAGUCACGCGCCGUAUACAUCUUUGGAUUGGAAAACCACACAAUGCUUCAUCGGAAUAUUCGCGUAGUGUUUUUUAUGCAAUUUCCGACAGCAGAGUAAGAUGGUCAAUUGAAAAUGUACGGUCUCGCAGUUUCAUUCCAGCUCGAAAAAUCGAAACAAGGUGCGGUGCAUUAUAGUUAUAUAUAAUCGAGGAAUUAUAUUUUCUUCUGAGGCACAACAGAAUAAGGGUUGUGGCUUCAGCAGGGGAGAAGACGUGAGAUUACACGAAUUGGGCAUCAAAGCGGACAGUGUGUCUGUGGGUGUGGGUGAGUGACCUCCAAGAUGGCGCUCGAGAAAAGGGUCAAGUAUGGGUACAGCGUGGGUCACAUUUUCAAUGACCUCUGCGCGUCUAUGUGGUUCACGUACCUCCUGGUGUACCUGCAGUAUGUGUUACAGCUCGACCGUGGCUUGAGUGGCUUUUUGCUGUUUCUGGGACAAGUUGCAGAUGCAGUGUCGACGCCGUUAAUUGCAAUGCAGAGUGACAGAGGUUGCACAUUCGGAUCGUAUGGAAGAAAAAAAUCGUGGCAUGUAAUUGGCACCAUUUGCGUCAUCCUGUCCUUCCCUUUCAUCUUCAUCGUCUGCUGGGUGUGCUUCGGCUCGCUGGGUCAAGGGUACGUCCUCAUGAUAGGUGUCAUGAUCUGCCUUUUCCAGUUCGGAUGGGCCGCAGUGCAAGUCUCCCAUCUGGCUCUAAUUCCGGACCUGACGGACUUGGAGGCGGAGAGAGACGAACUGAAUAUUUUGAGGUAUGUCUUCGACGUCUGCAGUGACAUGCUGGUGUACCUAGUAGCCUGGAUGGCCUUCAGCAAAAGUCGAACCGUUGAGGAGAAAACCGCCAUCGGUCCUGAGGAUGCUGGAAAAUUCCAGACGAUCACGAUCUCGGUGAUGAUCGUCGGAUCGAUCUUCAGCGUGAUCUUCCACGUCUUCACGCCCGAAAGGGGCGGGCGAUGGACAGCAGAGCAAGAGAGGGAAGUCCUGAGCACGGAGACCGUGGACGAAGUCAGGGCCUCAACAGCGGCUGGAGCCGAGGGAGAGGACGCCACUACGCGGCCAAUGGGCCAACUCGGUUUGCCCGAUUUCCGCAUGCAUUGGAGAGACUGGAUGAACGAACCCCAGUUUUAUAAGGUGAUGCUGCUCUACGCCAAUGCCCGCUUGGUGGCCAACCUUGCCAACAUCUACAUGCCCAUUUUCCUUCAGGAGUCAGUGCAUGCCCGAGAGUCAAUGAUAGCUCUCAUUCCUUUAUGUAUGAGUCUGUCAGGUGUGGGCGCGUCCUUCUUGCUCAAGGGUAUGAGGAAGUUCAUUGGCAAAAAGGCCUGUGUCGUUGUGGGCAUUGUGAUAGGCCUAGUAGCCGCCACUGUCUCUGCCCUGCCAUGGAUGCCUGAGUGGGCACUCUACUGCUUGUCCGUUUUGUGGGGAGUUUCUGGGUCCUUGCUUAUAGUGUUGUCUUUGGCCUUCACCAGCGAUAUCAUCGGCGUGAGGACGGAAAGUUCAUCUUUCGUGUACGGAAGCCUCUGUUUCGGGGACAAGAUCGUCAACGGCCUCGCUGUCUUUCUUAUUCAGGAACUAACCAGGACAGCGUGUAUGGGUCCUGACUGCUCUAACUACUACCGUCACGUGAUGAGUCUAGGAAUAUUCAUCCCUCUGAUGCUGUGCUUCAUCGCCAUGUGUCUCAUCAGCCGGGAGAGGCUGGGCCAUACGCGUAAACUUGCCAAAGCCUAUAAGGAACGCGAGGAGUCUUCCGGUUCCAGCGGUUCAUCGGAGUCCAGCGAGAUUCUGCUGUCCACCAACACCAACCUGGGCUAUGGAACCGUCACUAAAGUUUAGAUUCAAGGUUCAACUUGACGUCAAAUUUAGAAAGGAAACGGAAUUUUAAAGAAAAUAUUUAAUAGGGCGUUCGUGAUUCGAACGAAGAACGUAUGGGUUACAUAGUACAGUUUUCAAAAUAUGACCUUCCGUAUGAAAUAUGAGAUUAACUUCAAUAACUCAGAUGAGCAGCUUUUUAUGCUGGACAUUCUGGGUAAGCUAGUCAAAUAAAUGAAAUUGCAGGUCAAGAAAGAUUCAGUUCAUGGGCUGGUUCUCACAUUUCCCUCAAGAUCAUUAGGUUUUGUUGAACAUUUUCCUUUUACUUUUCACAUCUUAACUUUUAGCUUUGAGGUCAGUAAGUUCUGUUGCAAAAUCCUGUCAGUUUUCCAAGUUAAAUCUGACUUGUUUCUAGACCUCUCCGUUAUUUCUUUUUAUCCAGCUUUGGGGCUCAACUUUAGCUGUAAUAGUUUCCGUACCUUUAAUGUCAGUUAUUUAGGUUACUGAUUAGUGAUUUCUUCUUUAUAUAUAUUGCUUGAGAAAAUGACAUCGAGUGUUCUGCAGUUUCAUUUCCACGCCAAAGUACGUAGUUACCUAUCGCGUGGCAUAUCACAGUAGCUUUUGUGCUUACAGGUCAUAUUUCAUUCUUGUAUUCUUGGAAAUUCAUGAAAUUUAUCGAUUAAUUUCACUAACCCUUUUAAUCGAAUUACAGCGUCUUUUAUUUACUCAAAACAGUUUAUUUGCUUUCCUGUCUUUCUGUGCUUGUCAUUAUUUUAAGAAAAAUACACAUUUCAAACCGACUCUCUUCAAAGUAAAAUGACGUUAUCUGCAGCGUAAGAAAAUGGCGAUAAUAAAGGAUAAAAGAUACUUUAAACUAAAGUCACAAAAUAAAUAAAAGCAUCGAGAGACGAGGUUUUGCCCUUCAUUGCUCCAAUUUACUUUGAAAAAUCCAAACCUAACUUUAAAUUAUGUGUGCUCUGUGUCAGAUAGGCUGGCUUGCGCAGUAAGAAUGCGCAUAUGGAAUUAACGCCAAUGCUUAGAAACAAUUUGAAUGCUUGUAAUUGCUUCGGAGAUAACUUCUUAUUCUACUUAACCAAGAUCUAGUGGUAUUGAGGGAUGUUUUGUUUUAAAUAGAUAUUACUUCAUAGUGAACGUCAAGCUAGACUUUAAGAAAAGUUACCAUUCUGUCUCAAAUGAACUGGGGGAAAUCUUGUUGGGGAAAAUUAUACGAGUAGAAAUACUAUAUCCUCGUGUUUAAAUAUGCAAAGUCGCUACACGGUUCUAGAAAAAGUCAUUUAGAUAAUUUACAUUUCAGUUGGGCCUAUGUUACGUGUGCUUUUUUCUCUCUCUGUCUCUCUCUCUCUUUCGUGUUGUUAGUGUUUAGCUUAUAGUUUUAAUAACCAAAGGUGUGUUCUACUUCAACAGAGGUCCUUUUUCUGUUAUUUGUGUUUUAUUUUUAUUGUUGUUAUAUUUUCUCAAUUGCUAAAGUAUUUUGUCUAUUGUUUGGUAGAAUGCCUGGAAUGUUCUUGAAUAUCAAGGAAAAUAUAAAUUUUGAAAAAUGAUCUAUUUUUAUGCUGAUCUUGAAAGAUGAAUGUUCAACAGUCACAGAUUUUCUGCAGAUUAAAUACUUCGUGGGUGCCUACGUAA